AUGCAUUUUCAGCUACCGCACAGAUGCCUUUCAGUUUUUUGCCUGCAAUUAAAUCAAUUUCCAUCACCACAGGGACAUUGGCUAUACGGGAGUCUUUCAGAAAUGCAAAACCCAGACAAUAUUUUGAGUUAUUUACAGAAGCAAUGUCAAAAUUAUCCGUCAUCGUUUUUUCUCCGUUUAGGCCCUUUCAUGUCCAUUUUAGUUUGUAAUUCUCCUGAUGCGGCGAAAGCUGUUAUCGCAUCAGGUGGGGCCAAAGAAAACUAUUCCUAUACGUUUAUUCGAGAAUGGCUCGGUGAUGGAUUAUUGAUUUCUAAUGGAGGAAAAUGGGCUAGGAAUAGAAAAUUAGUUACGCCUGCCUUCCAUUUUGGUGUUUUAAAGCAUUAUUUACCUAUCUAUAAUCGAUGUGUUGAUGUCGUAAUUGAAAAGUGGUCAUCCCAGGCUGCUACAGGUCAAUCAUUUGAGAUCUACUCUGAUAUGAAUUUUUUAACUUUAGAUAUUAUCCUACAAAGUUCUUUCUCUCUUAAAACCCAAUGCCAAACUAUUGGCAAAAAUGAUCCUUAUGUUACUGUUGUGAAAGAAUUAGCUUGGCUGACAGUCAAUCGCUUUUUUAGUCUUACUGGCUAUAUUCCAUUUCUUUAUUACUUAACUUCGGAAGGUAGAAGAUUUAAUACUUGCGUUAAAGAAUCUCAUCGUUUUACAGAGAAUGUCAUUCGGAAACGCCUACGUGAAGUUGAAUUAGGCUCGGAAAGUAAUGUCCGAGACUAUAUUGACUUUCUAGAUAUAUUAAUCAAAGCAAGAGAUCGAGAUGGUAAAGGUUUAUCAUUUAAUAAUAUACGUAAUGAAGUGGAAACGUUUAUGUUUGCCGGCCAUGAUACUACUUCAAGUGCUUUAUCAUUUACCAUUUAUUUAUUAAGUAAGCAUAAAGAACACCAGCAAAAAGUAAGAGAUGAAGUCAAAUCAGUUCUACAGGGUAGAAGUGAUAUAGCUUGGAACGAUUUAUCCGAGCUUAAAUAUACUACAAUUUGCAUUAAGGAAGCCAUGCGUUUAUACACGACCGUUCCAAUGAUUGAGCGUGUACUCGAUAAAGAUGUCAAAAUAGAUGGAAUUACAGUUUUAGCAGGUACCAAGAUCAAUAUACCAAUCUUCGUCUUACACGGUAAGGCGAAUACUUGGCUGAAUCGCGAUGAAUAUAAUCCUUCGCGAUUUCUAUCGGAAGAAAUAGCACAACGCGAUGCUUUCUCCUAUAUCCCUUUCUCUGCCGGAUCAAGAAACUGUAUCGGUCAAUCAUUCGCCAUGAAUGUAUUAAAAGUGGCCGUCGCUAAAAUUGUCCGGCACUACCAUCUAGAAAUUGAUGAAACUAAACCUGUGGUAACAACGAUCCCACUUGUCAUGAAAUCCGCGACUGGAAUAUGGAUUAAAGUCAAUGAGCUAUAA
Molecule: messenger RNA, 1434 nt
Organism: Trichoplax adhaerens
Lineage: Eukaryota; Metazoa; Placozoa; Uniplacotomia; Trichoplacea; Trichoplacidae
Exons: 3
Coding region: 1-1434 (477 amino acids)
Molecular function (GO): iron ion binding; heme binding; monooxygenase activity
Source: RefSeq, a predicted model, not a curated record